AUGUCCGCAGUCCCCAAUUCCGUUCCUGAGAACAAUACCACCCCUGCUGCUGUUGCUGCUGCCGACUCCUCCCAGGACCAGGCCCCCGCAACCACCACCGACACCCCGCCUUUGGCGGAGACUCCUGCUCCCACCGAGGCCGCGCCCGUCAGCGAGGUCCCGGUGGAGUCUGCGGUCGUCGACGAGGCUCCGGCAGCAGCAACAACAACUGCUGCUGCCGCUGCCAUUCCCGCCCCCGCCGACGAGAAGGUCGAGGAGGUGUCCAAGGUCGAGCCUGCACCGGCCCCGGAGGUCGCUGAGCAGCCCGUUCCUGCCGUCGAGACUGUUGUCAAAGCAGAGGAGACGCCUGAGGUAGAGUCCGCCAAAGCCGAAGAGACCAAGGCAGAUGCUACCCCGAAGGCAGAGGAGUCCGUCAAGGAGGACGUGACGAAGGUAGAGGAGGCCCCUAUAACGGAGCAGGCUCCCGAGCCAGAGGUCUCUGCCCAGGUGGAGGAGACCAAAGCAGAGGCCCCCAAGCCCGAAGAAACUGCCAAGGUAGAGGAGACUUCAAAGGUAGAAGCGACGGAAGAAUCUACCAAACCUGAAGAGACUCCCAAGGCGGAAGCAGCAGAGGAAACUCCCAAGAUCGAGGAGGCUCCAGCGACAGAGGAGACUCCAAGUGUCGAGCAGUCUGCAAAGGUCGAGGAGACCAAGCCAGAAGAGGCUCCCCAGGCAGAAGCUACAGAAGAAGCUCCCAAGCCUGAGGAGACUCCUAAGAUCGAAGCAACACAGGAGACGCACAAGGCCGAAGCAGCAGAAGAAACUGCCAAGGUCGAGGAGACUCCUAAGGUCGAAGCAACAGCGGAAGUUCCCGUGUCUGAGGAGACUCCGGUCGCAGAUGACGCUCGCAAGGUGGAAGAGACUCCAAAGGUAGAGGAGAUCAAGGAAGAGGCUCCUAAGGUGCAAGCAGCACAGGAGACUCCCGCGGUCGAGGAAACUCCAAAGAUCGAGCAGUCUACCAAGGUGGAGGAGACCAAGGUAGAAGAGUCUCCUCAGGCACAAGCGACAGAUGAGACCCCAGUGACAGAGGAAGCUCCCAAGCCUGAGGAGACUCCCAAAGUGGAGGACACCGCCAAGGUAGAGGAGACCAAGGAAGAGGCUCCUAAGGCGGAAGCAGCACAGGAGACGCCAGUGGCAGAGGAGACUCCAAAGGCCGAUGAGACACCUCAAGCUGAAGAGACCAAGCCUGAGGAGACUCCUAAGAUUGAAGCGACAGAGGAGGCACCAAAGGCGGACGAGACCCUCAAGGAGGAGACCAAGGCAGAAGAGGCUCCUCAGGUUGCAGAGACUGUAAAGGCCGAGCCUGAAUCAACUGUCGAGCUCGACGAGAAGCCUACUCCCACCACCGAGGAGACUGUCAAGGCUGAGGAGACACCACUCGUUGAGGAGACUGUGAAAGCAGAUGAGGCACCGAUCGUUGAGGAGACUCCGAAAACUGAAGACGCACCCAAGCCUGAAGAAGCUUCCGAGGUUGAAGAGGCUCCUAAGCCUGAAGAGACCAAGGCUGAGGAGACUGCGAAGACUGAGGAAGCUCCAGCGACCCAGGAGGUCGCACAGAGCGAGGAAGCCGAAGCUCCGAAGACCGAGGUGCCAGAGGUGGUCAAGGAGGAAUUGACCCCAGUGCCAGAAUCCAGCUCCGUUCCUGUGAAGGAGGAGGCUGUGGAAGAGGUCAAGGAAGAGACCAAGACUGAUGAGGUUGUCAAAGAAGAGCCUAAAACCGAAGCAUCUACCGCUGCUGUCGACGAAGUGCCCAUUCCUGGGAAGAGCAGUGAAGAGGAAGUCAAGCCUGCUCCCGAGGCGGCAGAGGCUGACAAGCCAGUCGCCGCCGAGACCCCAGAAGCUACACCGGUCGUUGAAGUGACUGCCGAGCAACCAGCUGCUGAAGCUCCAGAGGUAUCAGCACCUGAGAAGGAGGUUGUGCCAGAAGCAGAGGCAACUCCAGCCGAGACUCCAGCACCUGAAGCUCCUGCAGCUGAGGAGACGGCCACCGAGAGGGUUGAGCCUACCCCAGAAGUGAGCGAAAAGAAGGAGCAGUCAGCACCUGAGCCAGAGCCGGUGGCUACAGAGGAGGUCAAGCCCUUGGAAGAGACUGCAAGUGAAGCCAAACCAGCAGAGACAGAGUCCGUUGCUGUGGAGACGCAAGAAAUUCCUGAAGCAAAGGAAGUUGCUGCCGAACAAGCGGUAUUGGAAGAGGCCCCGAAGGCUGAGGAGGAGGUCAAGCCUGAGGAGGUUUCGAAACCUGAAGAGACUUCUGACACAAAGGAAGAGCCCAAGUUGGAAGAGGUAUCUCAACCUGAGGAGGCCCCUAAGGUUGAAACUUCUGAGGCUCCUGCAACAGAGGAGGUGUCCAAGGCUGAAGAGACACAGCCUGCGGAAGAAGUCAAGGUUGAGGAGAAGCUGGAUGACACAACAGCACAGGCUGCAGCGCAGCCAGAGAUUCAGGAGGAGGUGAAGCCUGAAGAGACUUCCAAGCCUGAGGGGACCACAGCAGAGGAGACACCCAAAGCUGCAGAAGAGGUCAAGCCUGCAGAGGAGACUAAGCCUGUGGAAGAGAUCAAGCCCGCAGAAGCCAAGGUUGAGGAACAGCCAGAUGACACACCAGCACAGGCUGCAGCGGAGCCAGAGGUUCUGGAGGAGGUAAAACCUGGAGAGACUUCCAAGCCUGAGGAAGCCGCGGCACAAGAGACAUCCAAGCCUACAGAGGAGGCCAAUGUUGAGGUCAAGUCAGACGACGUUACCAAAUUCGAGGAGGACACCAAGCCUGAAGAAGAGUCCAAGCCUGCAGAGGACAUCAGGGUCGAAGAAUCCAAGGCAGAAGUCGUAGCAGAGGAUGAGAAACCCGAAGAGGUCAGCAAGGUUGAGGAGGACUCCAAGCCUGAGAAGGCCACCAAGGUAGAGGAUAUUUCCAAGCCCGAUGAAACACCCGUUGUGGCAGAGACCAUCCAGACAGAAGCUCACCAACCUGAAAAAGCUACAGAGACUGUCGAGGUUCCUCAGCCCGUGGAAGUAACCAGCACCGUGGAGGCGCCGGCCCCUGAGCCUACCGUCGCUGCAGCGCCCAUUGUUGACGAAAAGGUGGAAGUGGCAGAUGACACUGACAAGGAGGUGGAAAAGACUGUCAACGGGGUCGAAACUGCUGCUGAAACUCCAACUCCUGCCACAGAAGCUCCUGUCGUAGAAGUUCCCGCUGCGGAAGAAGCAGCACCCCAGGUGGAAAGUGUAAUUGCGGUGGAAGAAACAAUCGUUGUACCAGUGAACGAGGUCAACCCCAAGGAACAAAUUGUUGUAGGUGGUAUUGAGCACAAGACACCAGUUGUCGCAGUGGCAGAUGUCUCCGAAGAUGCGGCCGCCUCUUAA
Messenger RNA from Clonostachys byssicola, 3396 nucleotides. Lineage: Eukaryota; Fungi; Ascomycota; Sordariomycetes; Hypocreales; Bionectriaceae. The record is from the annotation of a GenBank genome assembly.